Molecule: messenger RNA, 1055 nt
Organism: Drosophila melanogaster (fruit fly)
Lineage: Eukaryota; Metazoa; Arthropoda; Insecta; Diptera; Drosophilidae
Gene: Surf1
Product: surfeit 1
Exons: 4
Coding region: 88-990 (300 amino acids)
Cellular component (GO): mitochondrial inner membrane; membrane
Source: RefSeq, marked reviewed
CAGUGCAAAACGGUCUUACUAUCAACUUCCAGUUGGAAAUGUAAAUAAAUAAAUAAAUAGAAAAUUUAGAGCAAAAUAAAAGAAAGUAUGAUACGUUUGGGGAACCAAAUGUGCCGGCAAGUGGCCUUUAAUAUACAGACUGUAUUCCGAAACCCGGGCACCGCGAACAAUCCGAGAUUAAUCACCAGAAAGAUGACACAACAGCGACCGCCGGUGAAUUGGACAACCAGUAUUCCCAAUCAGGCGGCGAAGGACAAGGAGAAGAUAGCUCCUUUGGGAUGGUUCCUCCUGCUCAUACCGGCCACCACUUUUGGCUUGGGCUGCUGGCAAGUGAAGCGCAAGAUUUGGAAGGAGCAGUUGAUCAAGGAUCUCAACAAGCAGCUGAGCACGGCGCCUGUGGCUCUACCAGACGAUCUCACUGACUUGGCCCAAAUGGAGUACCGCCUGGUCAAGAUCCGUGGACGUUUCCUUCACGACAAGGAGAUGCGCCUGGGUCCGAGAUCGCUGAUACGGCCCGAUGGCGUGGAAACCCAAGGAGGACUCUUCUCGCAGCGCGACUCGGGCAAUGGCUAUCUAAUAGUAACCCCUUUUCAGCUGGCAGAUAGAGACGACAUAGUGCUCGUCAAUCGGGGCUGGGUGUCCCGCAAGCAAGUGGAGCCGGAAACCAGGCCGCUGGGCCAACAACAGGCGGAAGUGGAGCUCACCGCCGUCGUGCGCAAAGGAGAGGCGCGUCCGCAGUUCACACCCGACCACAAGGGCAAUGUCUAUCUCUAUCGCGACUUGGCGCGCAUGUGCGCCGCCACAGGAGCAGCUCCUGUGUUCCUGGACGCCGUCUACGAUCCGCAAACGGCUGCACAUGCUCCAAUCGGUGGACAGACACGCGUUACCCUGCGCAACGAUCAUCUGUCGUACCUGGUGACCUGGUUCAGUCUAUCGGCGGCCACCUCCUUUUUGUGGUACCGCCAAAUAGUCAAGAGGAUACCCUUCUGAAAAAGGGAACCCAAAUCAAACGCACUGUUGUUAUUUUUAUUAUAAAAAUUUACAUGCUCUCGUGU